AUGUAUCUCGCAGCAAACAAAAUAGCUAAUGGUUCUGUUUACCGGGAGGUUCGUCAAGGUCUCGUUGAUAUGAACGCUAUGUUUUCACUUCUGAAUCUGAAAUCGCAGAUAAAGGAGAAGCCCAACGCAAAAGUGCUCACUGUCCACGGAAAUGACAUAAGCGUUCAGAUAAAAGAUGUUCAUUUCGGAUACUUACCUGGAAAACCCAUCCUCAAUGGUCUCAGCAUGGAAAUCCCUGCGGGCAAAAAGGUCGCAAUAGUAGGAGGCUCUGGUUCGGGAAAAUCGACACUUGUACGUUUAUUGUAUCGGCUGUAUGACGCUGAAAAGGGCACAAUCACUAUAAAUGGCGAAGAUAUUCAUGAUCUUACGCUCGAAUCUCUUAGAAAAGUGAUUUCAGUUGUACCACAGGAUUCCGUUUUGUUCCACGACACAAUCUUCUACAAUCUGGCUUACGGAAACCCCAAGGCCUCCACUGAAGAGGUUUACCAAGCUGCCAAACUGGCUGACCUUCACUAUUCUGUUGAAAGCAUGCCGAAUGGAUAUAGUACCAUUGUUGGUGAACGAGGACUGAAAUUAUCUGGAGGGGAAAAGCAGCGAGUAGCGAUUGCAAGAGCGAUUCUGAAGGUACUGUCUCUGAUCAUACUGAUGCUCCCUCUCGUUUUACGCCGAGCUACGUCGUCAUUGGAUGCUAUCACAGAGGCUAACAUUAUGAGAUCAUUGAAAGAGGCAAUUCAGAAGAGAACCUCUCUAUUCAUCGCUCAUCGAUUAGCUACCAUAUAUGAUGCCGAUAUAAUUUACGUAUUGGACCGAGGCCAAGUCAAAGAGUUCGGUUCGCAUGAUGAACUUAUGCGACGUGACGGGUUGUUUGCCCUUGUUGAUGCUCGCCCAUCUCGUCCAGUAACCCGUUUAGAAUCUUCACUUUGCCGUGUGAUAAACAGAGAAUAUAUAUACAUGCAUAUUUCCCCUCGCUGUUUUAAACCGCAAAUAAAUGUUGAAAGUCAUUCAGGAUCUUAUACUUCUGUUCUGUCUUUCGCAGUACCUAUCUCAGUCCAGAUCAGCAUGUCGGGCUGCCUGGACCAAAUCAGCUGCAAUUGCAACAUUGACUUAGAUGGUAAGAGAAAUGCUAUCGCCUCAGUUACAGCUGCUACCCUAUUCUCUGUUGCUUGGUGGAUCAUGAUUGAUACCUCUGCUGUUUACGGAAAG
This is a messenger RNA of Cooperia oncophora, 1203 nucleotides long. Lineage: Eukaryota; Metazoa; Nematoda; Chromadorea; Rhabditida; Trichostrongylidae. The record is from the annotation of a GenBank genome assembly.